AAGAAGAAGAAGAAGAAGACGAAGAGAAACCGGAAACGGGAAGAAGCUUUUCAGUAAAGAGCUACAAUGGAGGCUGCUGUGUUUGUCCUGUCCCUUGUAGACUGCUGUGCGCUGAUUUUUCUUUCAGUAUACUUUAUUAUUACUCUGUCUGAUCUAGAAUGUGACUACAUUAAUGCUCGAGCAUGCUGCUCCAAACUUAACAAAUGGGUUAUUCCAGAGAUGGUUGGCCAAUGUCUGUCAAUGAUGCUCAUGUUGGUCUCCAUGCACUGGUUCAUUUUUGUUCUCAACAUGCCUGUAGCAGCUUGGAACAUUUACAGGUAUGUGAAGAUUCCUAUGGGAAAUAUGGGUGUGUUUGAUCCAACUGAGAUCCACAACCGGGGUCUACUCAAGUCGUACAUGAAAGAGGCCAUGAUUAAAUUAGGAUACCACCUACUCUGCUUCUUCAUUUACUUGUACAGCUUGAUUCUGGCUCUGAUCAAUGACUGAGGCCCUCAACAGACUGACCACCUUGACAGCUGUGCCAUUUGGAUGAAAUAUCUCAGAACACUAUUCAUUUGUGUUAUCAGGAUCUAGAGUGUGUAGAUUGCUACGGUUAUGUGGUUAAUAUUUAACCAUUCACUGUUUGGGAAUGAGGACCUUCACACUUUUGUGAAAAUGACACAUUUUCACUGUACAUUUGGGUAUGUUGUCUUUGUCUAUCUUUUGAAGUAGCUGAAACAAAAAAACCUAAAACGUAGUAAUUACAAAGUAUUAUUAAUACUUAUUGCAAAAGACUUGGUUUAUGUACUUUCAUUUGCAUAGUGAGCAAACUGUAGGAGAAAUAACCAAGCUUACUGGGAAAAAUCUUCAGUGAUCACAGUUACUGCAAGUAGAAACUGUUGAAUAUCUAACUUUAUUUGCAGCAAACUCAUUUCAAUGUGAGGUACAGUCUACUGUAAGUGUGCGGAUCUGAAGGAAAAAUAAUUCCUUUGGGAAUCUGGUUAUAAGCCUGGAUCAAUAAUUUGUAGGGUAGGAUUAGGGUUUUUAUUGUUUUGUUUAAAAAUGUAUGCAUAUAAAACAAAAACAUUUUUAUGGAGAAACUGAAUUCAUAAAGUAAUGAAAUGGCACUCAGUAAUGCCUUAGUUUAUUUGGUCUUUGCCUAUUUUAGGAACUUGAAUUUCUCAUCAGAGGCCAUUGAUGAUAAAACAAGAUGACUUUUUUUAUGAUAUAAAAUAUUAAUUUAAAAGUUGUCCACAUUUCUUUUGUGUUAAAAUGGAAUCAUUUAGUUAACAUAAAAUCUUUGGCAAAGGCAAAUAUCCAUGUUUUUUAUAUUCCUGGACACACUUAAGUCUACUACAUUACUAAAUUGGCAUUAGUUUCCCCCGUGCAACUUGCUUUGAAAGAAGAACGUGCUUCGUUAAAGGUGCAAGCUUACAUGAAUGCUGUAAAUAUAGAGUAUCCCUUAAUAUCAAUUAGAUAUAUGACAGUGUUAAAAUAUUUUCAUAAAGAUAUCAAAAUCCUUCUAUUAAAGCACCAUAUAAAAUCAAAGAUCAUAGAUUGUAUCUGAUUAAUAUAUACGCGAUAGGAGAUUGCUCUGUCCACCAUUCUACAAAUCAGUUUAUUGUGAGAUUGAUAAGUUUUGCAGAAUUUCACAUUGUCACGACUGUUGCUGUGAUUAACAUUUAGUUUUACAUUCUCUGUCCAAUUUCUGUUGUAAAGCUGUUAUGGGCUUGUUUCUUAAACUUAGUCAAAAUAUUAGUGGCGUGUAUACAGAGCCUGUUGAUUAUCAUCUUUCAAUCUGACUGUAGUUUUCAUACAGCUUUCAUUACUACUGGCUAAUUGUGUGCUUGGGCAAAAAAGAUAAACUAAAAUCACAUAACUACUUUUUUUUAUUUCUAGUGUGUGCUGAGAACAUUAAACAAAUAAGCAGAGACCUCAUUCAUUGUUUUGUUCUGCUUAAUAUUUUUAAGGCAUGAAGCAAUAGCAAUCUAAUGAAUAUUUGGAAUUUGCAAGGAACAUUUUAAUUUCUGGAUCCAAAAUGCUUUCUUUAAAUGUCUAAGUGAGCUUAUUCUAUUUGUUACACUUGCAAGUGUUGAUCUUAAAUACUGACAUCAUCGACCAUCAUAUGAUAACUAGUCCUGGUCUGAGAGCUUUUGCACUGACCCAUCUGACCCAUGAUUAAUCAAAACUCUUUGACAAACCACAGGUUACAUUUUCAGAGCUCCCCCAGUGAUGCCAUAUGAUUUUAAAAUCUUGUGUUUUUGUGCCGUAAGGUUUUUAAAUCUUAAAAACCUUUUACUGACCGGUGAAGCUAUACCAUCUGUUUCAAAAUUAAAUUAGCAAAGUUUUAUUUUGUAAAGCAAGCUUUUCAAUCCUAAGAAAGAAUCACUCCUGGUUAGCUGGCUAUGGAGAACAUUUCAGAAUGUGUGUAAAUGUACUGACCUAUAAAAACUUGAGCAGAUUUUAAUUUGCUUUAUGCAAUAUCAAAUAUCCUGCAAUACGAGUACUGUGUAUUGCACUCUGGUGCUCAGAUUUUGUAUCAUACUCAGCCAAUAUUUGCCAUUGUGUUUGAAAAUCUUUGCGAAAUCAACAAGUGAACAAGUUUUUUGUCUGAUUUACACUGUCCAUGCAGUGUAUUGAGAUUAAUUCAAUAAAAAACUGACCUAAUGUG
Fundulus heteroclitus (mummichog) is the source of this 2650-nucleotide messenger RNA. Its product is annotated as protein cornichon homolog 4. The transcript has 5 exons. Bases 67 to 486 code for a protein of 139 amino acids. Gene Ontology annotation, cellular component: COPII-coated ER to Golgi transport vesicle; endoplasmic reticulum membrane. Gene Ontology annotation, biological process: endoplasmic reticulum to Golgi vesicle-mediated transport. The record is from RefSeq and is a predicted model, not a curated record. Lineage: Eukaryota; Metazoa; Chordata; Actinopteri; Cyprinodontiformes; Fundulidae.